Aegilops tauschii subsp. strangulata is the source of this 1737-nucleotide messenger RNA. RefSeq lists its product as uncharacterized. The record is from RefSeq and is a predicted model, not a curated record. Lineage: Eukaryota; Viridiplantae; Streptophyta; Magnoliopsida; Poales; Poaceae.
CAUGUGGCACUCCCUCUCUCUCUCACAUCCCACCAAAUCUUUCCCCCACCACCGCUCCUCCCAAUCCCGCCGCUGCCAAUGCCUCCUCUGCCCCCAAACGACGGUGAUUCCACCCGCGUCCUCCUCUGUCUCUCUGCACAUCUCGCCGCUUCACGCCUCCUCCUCUCCCUCCUCCCCACACUCACGGUCGCCUCUCCCGAUAGAUCUGGUGCCAGGGUUCGUGGCGCCGGCGGACGGGGGAGCGGAGACGUGCCGGGGGAGGAGUCGAUGCGUGCAUGGUGGGCGGAGGGGAGGAUGGGGAAUCCGUGUGGCGGCCUCGACGAGCAGAUCGAGCAGCUCCUGCAGUGCAAGCCCCUCGUCGAGCACGAGGUGCCGCUUGUGUCUCCUCCUCCCGGCUGUUCCGAGUCCUGGGUGCUUGAUUUUGUGUGUUUCUGGGGCGGGUUCGGCCUUCCUAAGAUUUCUUUCAAGCUCCGCCACUAUGGAAGGCUUGCUUUUAGUUCAGCGAUUGCCAGGGGAUCCAAUAUCUGGCCUCCAUUGCACGAAAAGAAAUUGUUUGAGAGCAUCGUGUUGUGGUAGAACUUUGUGCUUCAUCAGUCAUACAAAGAGCAUGGGAAAAGCUGGUGCAGGUAGUGUCAUUAUAAACAUGAUACUUCCCAUGGAGUUCCUCUCCUCUUAACUUCUUAGGAUCAAAUUGGUUACCUAUAACUACUUACCUAUAACCCUGGUACCUACAAACUCCCGUCUGUUCUAUUUUAGACCAACUCUGUUUUUCUGCUAGUCAAAUAGACCGUAAUACUAGUACCAUUGUGUAGCUAGAUAGAUCAUUGUUGGUUCUGAUGCUUAUUUAUUGACACACCAAGUGUUGUUACAGCCGAUGAUUACUAGUACUACAACAAUAAUACAUCUUCAACCAAGAGUUAAACUGAAAUGACCUGACAGUAAAGGGUACAAUGUUGGUAAUACAUCUGUUGUUGCUGAUGUCUUCUUGCUUGCUUGCGAAUGACCUGGGAAUUAUUUCUACUUGGUGCACAGCCCUUGCUUGUUGAAAUUUGCCUCAAAAGCUUGUAUUCAGAAUCUAUAAUAAGAUUUGGUACUGCCUUGGAAUUCCUUAUCUCCUUUCACUUGUGGUCAUGCCUAGAACUGUAUCCUUCUUAAGCUGGGUUUUCCCCAAUUUCUAGGAUUGGCCUGUUUGGUACUGCUUGUAAUUCAUAUAUACUAUGCUGCUGCUAUAUGCUUUUGUUUCUGCUAUUGUUACUUAGUGCUUUGCUCCAGGCUCUUUGUGAGUUCCUAGUAGUGGUCUUGGUUCAUUGUUUAAUUCCACAAUUUGUGAGUUCCUAGUAGUGGUCUUGGUUAAUUGUUUAAUUCCAGAAUUUGUGAGUUCCUAGUAGGGAACACAUGGACUUGAAGCUGCGGCGGGGACGACGAUGAUAUCGACAUGGGGCUGCGGCGGUUCGACAUCGACACGGGGCGGCGGCGACGAUGAUGACGACAUCGACAUUGACACGGGGCUGCGGCGGUGACGACGACGACGACGACAUCCUCACGGUGCUGCGGCGGCGGCGAUGACGAUGACAUCAACACCAUCAAGCACGGGUUGUGGAGGCGCCGGCGCCGACGACCUAUAGGCGUGGCGUAUAUUGUAUAUAUAUGUAUUAAUUAUCUAUAUCAGAUAUGUAUGAUUGACUGUAUGUAUAAAAUGUACGUAUUAUGAAAUGCAUGUAUGUGAGUACUAUGAAA